CACAAGUAUUUAAUAGAGAUUGAUGGAAGCAGAAACCAAAACUCUUCCCCUGGAGAACGCAUCCAUCCUUUCAGAAGGCUAUCUACAGGAGGGGCACCGAUUAUGGAUUGGCAGUCUGGAUCCCAAAAUCACAGAAUACCACCUCCUCAAGCUUCUCCAGAAGUUUGACAAAGAAGCAAAACAGGGCAUUCAGUGUCUCAAUGGCAAACUGGCUCUGUCCAAGAAGCUGGUGGUGCAAUGGGCACAUGCUCUAGUAAAGAGAUAUGACCAUAACAAGAAUAAGAUCCUUCCAAUCAGUCUCCAGCUAUCCUCAAGCACGGAGCCUACUCAGUCUAACCUAAGUGUCACUGCAAAGAUUAAAGCAAAGCUGAAAAUGAUGGCAGAAAAUCCCGAUGCUAAGUAUCCCGCAGACCUGUUUAUUCCUACUUUAAGCCACCAGAUAAAAAAAAAGAACUACUCCAUAUUCUAG
Molecule: messenger RNA, 469 nt
Organism: Tupaia belangeri chinensis (Chinese tree shrew)
Lineage: Eukaryota; Metazoa; Chordata; Mammalia; Scandentia; Tupaiidae
Product: putative RNA-binding protein 18
Exons: 2
Coding region: 23-469 (148 amino acids)
Molecular function (GO): nucleic acid binding
Source: RefSeq, a predicted model, not a curated record